Molecule: messenger RNA, 2732 nt
Organism: Aspergillus calidoustus
Lineage: Eukaryota; Fungi; Ascomycota; Eurotiomycetes; Eurotiales; Aspergillaceae
Source: the annotation of a GenBank genome assembly
AGGAAGAGCCGCCAAUUGCCGUUCAGAAGAUAUAUUUCAUCGUUCACUACGCCGUUGUGGGGCUGGGUGAGCGGUCGGAUAGCAAGUUAGGGCAUGGCGCCAAGCUGGUAGGGCUCGGCGUCUAGGAUCAUGAAUAGGCAACUGUUUUUCUCGCAGACGCCGCCAAGCGCUUGGAAUGGGUCCAGCAGCACGCCACAUCGUCGCCUGUUCUGCCCUGUCGGAAGUUCAUGCAGCUUCAAAACCAAUCAUGUUGCUCAGGGCACCUAUCGCAAUUCAGGAAUCAACUCAGAGCUUCUUGGGAGCUGCGAUCUUGUCGAGCUUCGGUCGAGUGAAGCAAUGAUUGUACUUGGCGGGUUCAUACAACGUAAACAAACGCACGAGCUCUUGAUUUCGUCUACGAAUGAACAUUCUUCCUCCUCGAAAGCGGGUAGAUCCCCAUCAUCCGCAACGCCCGCAUCGGGUGAUUAUCGUUACAGCCUCGACCCCCUGACACCUUCGGAGAAUCAGGAUACAACAACUACACUGCCUGCCCACGUCAUUGAGAUCGUCAUACCACCUCCAUUUCAGCGAUAAGUCAUUGGAUCUUGGCAGGGCUGGAGGAACCUCUUGGCACGCCGAGGCUCGCCAAGCGAUCCCGCCCCUUUUGCCGGAGAGAACUGGUCCUGUUUUCGGGCGGUCACCUCACUUGCUCCGAAACACUUAUAUGCGCGAUUUUCUCGCACCAGUCGGGCAAGUCCCUGACUCUCAAGUCUCUCCCACUAUGCCGACUCUGAAUGUGAGUGGGCUGAAUGUGGUCAUUGCGGUUUUGGGUGCAUUUAUCACUUUAUAUGCGUUUUUCUCGGUGAAGAUCAAGAACAAGUGGUACCUGGGUGAAGCCUUACCGGCUGUCGUGGUGGGUAUUAUCUUCGGCCCGUACGCUGCGCGGUUUCUCGAUGCGACAGAAUGGGGUUCGGCCAUCCGAGGCCAGCAGGAUGCAAUCACGCUGGGUAUGUGUCGGGUCGUGAUUGGGGUGCAGCUACUCAUAGUGGGAUUUCAAUUGCCCGCUAAAUAUCAGCUUCAUCGGUGGAAAGAGAUGUUCGUUUGUCUUAUUCCGAACAUGACGCUCAUGUGGCUCUGCACAUCGGCCUGUGUUUUCUUGGUGGUUCCUGAGCUGCCUUUGCUCAGUUCCCUAGUCAUAGGAGCCUGCGUGACUUCAACAGAUCCGAUCCUCUCCCAGGCCAUCGCCAAGGGUCCCUUUGCCGACCGAUACGUUGCCCGUGACCUACGCGAACUGAUAUCAUCAGAAGCUGGCGCUAAUGACGGUUUCGGAUUCCCCUUCCUAAUGCUAGCGACAUAUCUCAUACGCUAUACACAAGGGGACCCAGAUCAAAAUACUGCACACGCACAUCGAGACUUACACAUAAGGGCCGGUGAUGUUGGCCACCAACAUGGUGGGCUGGGCAAGGCAAUGGAGUUGUGGUUUGUUGAGACAUUGCUCUACUACGUCAUUAUGGGGGCCGUGUACGGUGCUGUUCUUGGAUACACGUCAAUGAUGGCACUGCGAUACACGCUGCGAAAGAAGUGGAUAGACACAGAGUCAUAUCUGCUCUUCCCCACCGCGUUGGGACUAUUCAUUAUCGGCACUUGCGGCUGCAUCGGCACGAAUGACCUCCUCGCUUGCUUUUCCGCCGGAGUCGCCCUGAACUGGGACGGAGGCUUUCUCGCUGAGACCGAAGCCCGCCACGACGAAGUCAACCCAUGCAUAGACGUGCUUCUCAACUUCGGCGGUUUCAUGUACAUCGGCGCCGUGAUCCCCUGGGACGACUUCCACCAGCCAGACACAAGCGGCAUUACAUGGCCCCGGUUGCUGCUCCUUGGUGUUUUGGUACUUCUCUUCCGCCGCAUACCUAGUACCCUGGCGCUUUACAAGUUCAUACCGAAGUGUUGCAAGAACUGGAGGGAGGCUUUGUUCAUGGGGUACUUUGGUCCUAUUGGGAUCGGGGCCGUCUUCUACGCGGAGCAUGCUGCCCAUCUCUUUCCCGCAGUUGGCGAAGGUAGUGAGAUGGAAACAGUCCUCAUGCGCGAUCUCAAACCCACCAUCUACUUCCUCGUCAUCUUCUCAAUCUUAGUCCACGGGCUGUCCAUCCCUAUCCUCAGCAUAAUCUACCAAUUGCUCAAUGUCCCACCCGAAAUCGACCCGCUCGGCCCGGCCGAGGUUCGCCGGCUGAGUGUCAACACACACCUACCACCAAACAGCGCCCUGGAACCAAGACAGCGCUCAAUACUCAUGUACAACCGCUUUUCGAGAACAAAGUUCCCCGCGAAUAUUGGCUGGCAUUUGCCUCAUUUUAAGAGUGUACACACUGACCGAGAUGGGCAUUUCUCCAGGGUGGAUAGUAUCCAGUUAGGUGGACGUUCAACUGGCGGUGCAAAUACCAGUGGAGGUGGUCAUGGUGCUAGUGGUGUUGGAAGCCCGCAUGAGAUGCACCCGAUACAUGGACUGUAAGAAGGAGAAGCGACGGCCUGUUGUCCCUUCCUGAGUGUUUCACUUUUUUUCCCCCGGGUAUCCCUUCUCAUUUCCUGGCGCACCUCCACGCAGUACUUCUCUAGAGUUUCCUUUUGUGUCCUGCUUUUCGGCGAAAGGAUACCUAUGAUUUGCAUAUACUUGGUGUUUUGCAUAUUUCGUGCAGAUAUAUUAGUUUGCAUUUAUUGUUACUCGAAUGACACGAUUAGAUAUCUUUGCUUCUUGCAUG